Messenger RNA from Canis lupus familiaris (dog), 1956 nucleotides. RefSeq names its product spidroin-1-like. The transcript is spliced from 3 exons. The record is from RefSeq and is a predicted model, not a curated record. Lineage: Eukaryota; Metazoa; Chordata; Mammalia; Carnivora; Canidae. The coding region runs from base 1 to 1956 and encodes 651 amino acids.
AUGGCGGCGGCGGCGGCCCGCGGGCGGGGGACGGGGACGCCCGGCGGUCGCGCCGGGGCCGGCAGCGGGCCGAGCACGCGCUCACGCGGGACGGAGGCGGGGCGCCGGGCCGGAGCCCGAACCCCUCCCCGCCACCGGGGAGACGCGCGCGGGGCCGCGGACGGCCAACGGCGAGCGGCCGCCGGGGACCCGACCCACGCCCGGGGCACGCGCGCGCCAGGGCGGGGACGCGGCCGGCGGGGGUGGGGGGCGGCGGGAGACGACGGCGGCCCCUCGUCACCACACAACGCCACCGCCGGGGGGCGGGGGCGAGCGGCGGACGCGGGCGGGAAGGCCGCAGCGGGCCCGGGAAGCGCCGGGCGCCCCGGGGAGCGCGGCACCGGGUCGGCAAGACGGACGACGGACGGGGGCGGACUUUCGGGAAAGGCCGCGGACGGGAGACGCUCCGGCGGCCAGGGGCCAGCCAGGCGCCGGAGAACGGCGAGCGGGAGCGGUGGAGGAGAGGACCGCGGGCCACCGCGAGGGGCUUUCGGGAAGCCUCAGAAGGCACCCGGGAGGCCGAGGUCGGGCGCCCAGGGGCGCACGCGGGGUCCCACCGCCCGAGGCCUCCAGCGCAAGGGCGGUCCCGCGGCACCCGAGGACGCCGGCCCGGCCCCCCACGGCGGGCCCCAAGCAACCUCGCGGGGCUCGGGGGCCCCAACCGCCACCGUUCACGCGACCGGUUCUCCCGAGAACGCUCUCCCGCACACGCGCAACGACGCCCCGCCCCAACACCCCCCGCGCGCCUCCCUCCUCCCCUUCCUCGGAGGACCGAGAGCACUUCGCCCGGGGACGCCCCCCCCGAGCCACGGCGGCCAAGGGGGGGGGCAAGACACCCAACAGCGGCGAGGCCGGUUUCGGUCCACGGAGGGCGGAGUUAGGGGCGCGGCACGCGCGGCGCGCCCGCGACCGUGCGGUCGGGGGACGCGGGCAGGCGGGGGGGACGGGGGGGGGCGGGUCGGCGGCGACGGGGAGGAGGCGCACAGCGGGCGAGGGCCGGGAGAGCGCGUGGGGAAGGGCCGGUCCCGGGAAGGGCGCGCCAACGAAGGCGCGAGCCGGGCCACCGGGCGGGAGCUGGCCCGACCCACACGCGCCCGCCGAGCCACCGCCGGCGGCGACUCGGCUCGGGAGCGGGCGGCGGCCCAGACAGCCAGCCGGCCGCUAGCGCGGCACACACGCACACACACGGGGGGCACGGGUGCGCCUCCCUUGCCGACUUCUUCCACCACCCGCUCCUCGGACACGCCGACGACGGCGGCGGCAGCCCGAGGGGAGUCGCCGGGGAAGGAAACGACGCCACCGCUCGGCCUCAGGCACCUGAGGCGACCUGGAGCGCUCCAGGGGCACCACGGAGGGCCGGGCGCAACGCGCUCAAGCGCGCCCAGGCCGGGCGGUGAGCAGCGCGGCGUCGGGCCGGCCCUCCCCGCGGAGGAGGGGAGGGCCGCUCGCCACGGACCCGGGGCCUUCGGGAAAGGCCGGCGAGAGUGUCCGCCGCGUCCGAGGACCCCGGUCCCGCCAGCGCCGCGAGGCAAGAAGGCGGGAGGCCGGGGUCGGGCCGGAGUCCGCACCACCCCCAACCCCGGCGCGCGCCCCCCGCGCACCCGCCACGACGGCCGGGCGCGGAGGAGCCGGGGAGGGAGGGGCCCGCGGGCAGAACGAGAAGAGCGGUCGCAUCCGCCGUGGACGCCCGUCCCUCGUCUGACGCGGCUUAGGCCCGGCCCAGGAGAGCACGAGAUCACCACAUCGAUCGAUCGGCAGCAAGCUGCGGCCCCGAGGGGGCUUCCCGAGGAGCAAAAGCCCAGCGAGGACGGCGACCGGGGGGACCUGCUUCCGCCUCACCGGCAAGCCCCUCGACCCCCGGGGGGGGGGGGGGGCAGGAGCGACCGGACAACCCCAGACACAGCGGGGGACGCCUGA